CUCCGUUCAUGCUCCCCCGUUCCCCUGCGUCCGUGAGACUGUUUUGACGACACUCUCGGACCGUGACACAACCCCCUCCCCCCUAAUUGCUAGUGCCAAUUCUCCCGUUCGCACUCGCUUUCAGCCAUGGCCACAGAAGGGGAACCUCUUGCCGACAUCUCGAGGCCCAUGUCGGAUCUCGACGGUCGAUCCGAUACCACCGAUGAUGACCUCUCCCCCUCCCUGGGCACAACCCAAUCGUACGCUUCGGUGCCGUCUCUGCGCCCAACCCUCGAUAAACCCAAGAUCACCCCAUCCUCGACGCAUCUGGGUCAGAUUAAUGCGGCACGGCGCGGUGCCGGGACUCCCCCUCGGCCACAGCCCUCAAUGAGCGGCGCACAGCCCGGGGGGUUGAACCAGGAUAUUUUGGCGAAGAUGAAGGCCUUUUCCCUAUCCCGACAGGGAGCUCCGCCGACCCUGGCACAUGCGAAUUCCACCGGGCUGGUGCCUAAGUCCCCCCCAUCGGUUCCCGUGGGAUCUCCUGUGUCGGGCCAGUCUGGCUCAAUCAACCCGUUGGCAGGACCGCUCGCGGGUCGUCUUCCUCUCGGCGCUGCUCGGCCGGGAACCAAAAAUUGGGCGUCGUCGCCUAAUGUGCCUCAUGGAGCUUCUCCGGUCCCUAAUUCUCCAAAGCCUGCUGGCGGUUUGGCCGCGAAGCGCAUGAAACCUGGGCUGAAGCUGUCAGAUGCCUCGGGUCUCAACGGGCCCUCCCCGGGUCAGCCAUCUGACAACGGAUCGGGUGCCCCCGAAACAGCAUUCAGUAAAUACUCGGAGUUCAUCGACACGAAGGCGGGCACCCUCAAUUUCAAGAACAAGGCGAUCCUCCACGGUGGCGGCAUCGAGUUCUCGUCGGGUCAUAGUUUCAAUAUCUCUUUGGACGAGGUAGAUCGUCUAGACGAGCUGGGCAAGGGUAACUACGGAACGGUUUACAAGGUUCGCCACAGUCGUCCUCACAUGCGGAAACCUGGUAUGGGAUUGCGAGGCAUUGUCAGUCGUACUGAGGCCGAGGGCAUGGAUGCGGCGGCGAAGUCGCAGGACCAACUUUCCGGGAUUGUCAUGGCGAUGAAGGAGAUUCGCCUGGAGUUGGACGAAAACAAGUUUGCACAGAUUAUCAUGGAGUUGGAGAUUCUCCAUCGCUGUCUCUCACCGUUCAUUAUCGACUUUUACGGUGCCUUCUUCCAGGAAGGAGCCGUUUACAUCUGUGUCGAGUAUAUGGAUGGCGGUUCGAUCGACAAAAUUUAUAAAGACGGAAUGCCCGAAAACAUCCUUCGCAAGGUUGCCCUCUCCACCGUCAUGGGCUUGAAGACGCUCAAAGACGAUCACAACAUCAUCCACCGGGAUGUCAAACCUACAAACAUCCUGGUCAACUCACGCGGACAGAUCAAGAUCUGCGAUUUUGGUGUGAGUGGAAAUUUGGUCGCAAGUAUUGCAAAGACGAAUAUCGGCUGCCAAAGCUACAUGGCGCCCGAGCGCAUUGCGGGUGGUGGUAUGCAGCAGUCGGGAUCGACUGGUGGCGGAACAUACAGUGUACAGAGUGAUGUUUGGAGCUUGGGUUUGUCCAUCAUUGAGUGUGCUAUUGGCCGGUACCCGUACCCGCCCGAGACUUUCAACAACAUCUUCAGCCAACUGCACGCCAUCGUUCACGGAGAUGCACCGACCCUCCCGGAAACUGGCUACUCUGAAGAAGCACACGCCUUUGUCCGCGCAUGCCUGGACAAGAACCCGAACAACCGCCCAUCAUAUAACACGCUCCUUCGGCAUCCCUGGCUGUCGUCAUUGAUGCAGCCUCCCGCAGAAGGCGAAGAGGAUCCCUCUGCGGCGACGAACGGCUCGACAAAGGAGGGGGCCCCUACAACGACAGAGGAUGAGGAAGUGGCCGCAUGGGUCAAGGAGCGACUGGACUUCCGCGAGCGGGGCUUGCUACAAGAUGAGGACAAGCCUGCGCUGCACGCCGUCGCUCUGGACGCUGUUCCCGGUAGUCCCCUGCUAGACGACCCCUCCUCUCUUUCCGCCCCAUCCUGAAUACCUUACGACUAUUCAUCGGAAGAGUGCUACUGUCUGCUUCCACCGUGCGUUGAUGCACACGCAUGAGGAAGGGACAUGCGCUGGCGCUGGCGCCUCCUAACCAAGCUGUCUGUGACACGGGCCCCGUUGUCCGGUGGAUCUCGCAGCUUGGAUUUUUCCAGUUGAUUGCUUUUCAGGGAGGUACAUGGAUCAUAGCUGUUGAUGCCAUUCAUGCGUUUCGACUAUUGAUGUAUAACGAAUGUAGAGACAUAAUAUGCUAGCUAGACCUGUCAUCAUGACUCGGAAUGCUCAAACUAUUACACGUGCA
Messenger RNA from Aspergillus heteromorphus CBS 117.55, 2368 nucleotides. It is a transcript of the gene pbs2, whose product is annotated as mitogen-activated protein kinase kinase PBS2. Lineage: Eukaryota; Fungi; Ascomycota; Eurotiomycetes; Eurotiales; Aspergillaceae. Gene Ontology annotation, molecular function: MAP kinase kinase activity; ATP binding. Gene Ontology annotation, biological process: protein phosphorylation; MAPK cascade; cellular hyperosmotic response. The record is from RefSeq and is a predicted model, not a curated record. Bases 127 to 2058 code for a protein of 643 amino acids. The transcript has 2 exons.